Molecule: messenger RNA, 3996 nt
Organism: Ilyonectria robusta
Lineage: Eukaryota; Fungi; Ascomycota; Sordariomycetes; Hypocreales; Nectriaceae
Exons: 4
Coding region: 1-3996 (1331 amino acids)
Biological process (GO): transmembrane transport; phosphatidylinositol metabolic process
Molecular function (GO): phosphatidylinositol kinase activity; transmembrane transporter activity
Source: RefSeq, a predicted model, not a curated record
AUGUCGGCCGAGCAAAACGACAGCGGCCGGCCUAGCGAGGUCCCCACGCCCAUCCGCAAGGAGAAGAAGCGCGUUGGCUUCCACCCCAGCAGCAGUCCGGCAGGAGAGAGAGAGAGUUCAGGAUCCAAGGCUUACUUUGGCCCCGAUGAAGUCGUUUUAUCACCCAGCGCUUCUCCAAAGCCGGUAUUCGGACAAACCCCCCCUGGCGCGCCGGAUGCUGUCGAACUGAGCAUCGCUCUGACCAAGAUCCUCACCGCAGAGCAAGAGGCGAUCGGGAACCAGCUAAAAGCCCAGGAUAAACCAUCACCUGCCACACCAGACCUCGCGGGGCCAAAACGUCCGAGACCAGCGCUGCGGCGGAAUACCAGUUAUGACGCCCCUGAGGAGCGACAGAAGGCCGACCUCGCGGAUUCGCGAGCCUCCGUGCGACAGCUCAUGUCCAUGUCGGUUGCGCGGCAAAGGGCGAACCGGUUGGCAGUGUCCGUGGGCAUCUACUCGGCGCCAGGCUCCAGGCGAAACUCACAGGAACUCCAAGCGCCGCCAUUCCAACCUUUGAUCGACGACUCAGAUGAUGAUGAGACAACGACGCCUCCCAAGAGCACGGCCAUCGAUGACGGACCCAACCCCAAGCUGCGGCAGCGAGUGCCCAGGGUCAACUCCGAUACUUGGGGGGACCACACCGUCGCGGAGAACCUGGUCAAGUCUCACUUGAAGAAGGGAAGGAAGGACUUAUUCACCCAAAAGGCCCAUGGCAGCUCCUCUGGAACAGCGACCCCAGUGCUCCAACAGGCUUACGCCCACGACUACGUUCCAAGACCCGAAAAGUACCGUGGCGGUGUCCUCUCCUCGCUCCUGAAGCUCUAUAAUGACGAGCGAUCGGGAGUCUCUAGCAGUGGGAAUAACACGCCUAUUACACCAGGAACUCCUCACCUCUCACCCCGCCCCUCUCCACCAUCCUCUCGACCACCUUCAUCGGCCGGAACUCCUCGAUCACGAUCACGGCCUAGCAGUGGUUUGUUUCACCAUCACCGCUCUCGCAACUCGACCUCGUCCUUGGCUCUAACUGAGCUCAUCAAGUCAUCCUCCAUGUUUGCAGUUCCAGGUUCUACCGAAAUAUCCGACCACUGGGCUGAGAAGCUCAAACGUGAGCAGGCGCCUCCCCCGAAGAAGCGUGACCAGAUUCGAAUCACUGUCCACAUCGCCGGCAUCAUUUCGCGCCACAAGUACCUUCUCAAGCUAUGCCGGGCACUCAUGCUGUAUGGUGCCCCGACGCACCGCCUUGAGGAGUACAUGACCAUGUCCUCUCGGGUCCUCGAGAUCGAAAGUCAGUUUCUGUACAUCCCUGGUUGCAUGAUCAUCAGCUUCGACGACAGCACGACCCACACUACCGAGGUGAAGCUCGUUCGCGUGAUCCAAGGUAUUGACUUGGGUCGCCUCCGAGACGUUCACGACAUCUACAAGGAUGUUGUACACGACAAACUGGGCGUGGAUGAGGCGACAAAGCGUCUGGAUGAGGUCAUGGCCUCGAAAGACAAGUUCAGCACAUGGUUUCGGGUGUUCUUGUACGGUGUUGCAUCAGCCUGUGUUGCCCCUUUCGCCUUUCAGGGGCGCUUCAUCGACUUACCCAUCGCCUUCUUGCUUGGGUGCAUAGUGGGAAUCCUUCAGCUGGUGUUUGCUCCUAGUAACGAGCUUUACGCCCACGUCUUCGAAGUUUCUGCGGCCGUCAUCACAUCCUUCAUUGCACGAGGCUUUGGGUCCAUCCACGGCGGCGAGCUCUUCUGCUUUAGUGCCCUCGCCCAGAGCAGUAUCGCCCUUAUUCUCCCUGGAUACAUGGUCCUUUGUAGUUCUCUCGAACUGCAAAGCUACAACAUCGUUGCUGGCAGCGUGCGUAUGGUCCACGCGAUGAUUUAUACCCUCUUUCUUGGAUAUGGAAUCACCAUCGGCGCCUCCCUUUACGGCAUGAUGGACCAGAACGCUACUAGCAGUACGACUUGUUCUGAGCCCCUAGGCCGGGCCUGGUACUUUUUCUUUGUUCCCGGAUUCACCCUUUGUUUGUGCCUCAUCAACCAAGCCAAAUGGAAACAGACACCCGUCAUGCUCGUCAUCGCACUGGCUGGCUUUUGUGUCAACAGCUACUGCAGCUCAUACUUUCAAGAAAACGGCCAAAUAUCGAACAUGUUGGGAGCUCUAACCGUCGGAAUUUUGGCGAACCUGUACUCGCGAUUGGGGCGACACGUGGAGAAUGCGUGGUUAGACGCGGUUGACUGGUGGCGGAUGACCGUUCGGCCAAGGCUCUUCAGAAAGAAACGGAAGCCUUGUGACGGGUGGUCGCUCCCUUCGCUCAGUGACCCGGAAUCUCGCCCUGGCACUCCCGAACCGCCUUUAAAACAACCUCGAAAGGUGGGAUACAGUCUUGCCGCCGCUGCGAUGCUUCCCGCCAUCUUUGUUCAAGUGCCUUCGGGUCUUGCUGCUGGUGGGUCUCUGCUGGCUGGAAUCACAACGGCAAACGAAAUCACCGGAAACUCGACUACAGUCGCAACUGGAACCAACACCUUGGCAAGCCUUGAUGGAACUGCCUUCAAUGUUCUGUUCAAGGUCAUCCAGGUUGCCAUCGGAAUCAGUGUGGGCCUGUUCAUGAGCGCCUUGGUCGUUUAUCCACUUGGAAAGAGGAGGAGGCCAACACAUAAUCAAAAAAACGGAGUUUUGUCAGAGAAGAGCGUUUUAUUUAUUUAUAUUUUUAUGGAUUUACAGCGGAUUGGGAGCGACUGGCGCAGCACGGACGAUAUCGAGAAUUUUACAGCAAGCCUAUUGGAUUCAGCACUGGUAAUACAUAACUCGAAGAAUUUAUAUCCAGUCCACUCUAGCCGUUACAUCUUUUGGUCAACAAUGAAGAUCCGUUCCUCUCGGAUCUCCGCCUCCAUCGUCAGAGCAAUACUACGACGAUGGAGUGAACAGAGCCUGGUCCAAAUAAUAAUCUCCUUUUUCGCCUUCUUCAAACUACUGCUCGCGCGCUAUCGCCUUGGCGACUUCUUUACCCUCCGCCAUGACGCCUGGGAGCUAGACGAGGAUGAGUACAUAGACUCCUUCCGAGCACCUUCGGCAGCUUCCGACGAAACCACGCCGUUGAUGCCAUCAUCAAGGAGGAAUGGGGAAGGGAAGGAAACCGUGGCAAUGCUUGUCCCCGCCGGAGACCUUGGAUACAGCGGGUCGACCUUUUUCACCACGCCAAAUGACAAGUACAUGGUCAAGUCGCUACCGCGGCGCUUCGAGUAUCGGUUUUUCACGCGGGAGCUCCUGGAUCCGUACAUUGCUCAUAUGCGAGCCCACCCGCAAAGUCUGCUUGUAAGGGUCACAGACUUGGUACACGCACCGUACGCGUCGCUGGGCGGCAUGCUGGGCACGGCGCCGACACACCACAUCGUCAUGGAGAACCUGCUCUACGGCAAGGACUUGGAGGAGACGGAGGAGGAGAAGGAGCGGUGGGAGACGUAUGAUCUGAAGCCCAAGGAUUACUUCGUUCCCGAGAUGGAUAUCGCUGAUGGCAGGCUGGCGCCGGAGAGUGUCAAAGACCGCCUCAUUGACGAGUUCCCGGACAAGGUAUCCGUAUCACGAGAACACAAGAAACAACUCCUGUCCCUCAUCGCAUCAGACUCGCAACUCCUAGCCGACGCCAACGCCGUCGACUAUUCCCUCUUCCUCGUCCGCUACCCCGGUCCGAACUCCAUCCCCGAACGAUCCUCGCCCGCCCCCGUCGUCAAGUCCAACGCUGGCAUCUGGCGCAGCGGCGUGGACGACGCCCAAGGUCGGUGGACGUACCGCGUAGUAGUGCUGGAUUUCUUCUGGGCCAAGCACACACUGCGUGCGCGGUCCUUGACUAGGCUUGUUAAGACGUUUAACAAAGUGGCUCAUAAGGGGCCCAUGACCAUUACCGCGGAUCCGGGCGAGUACCGGGAGCGGUUUUUAGAAAUGGUUGAUGAGAUGGUUGUUGUGGCGUGA